Messenger RNA from Rhipicephalus microplus (southern cattle tick), 4680 nucleotides. Its product is annotated as ADP-ribosylation factor-like protein 15. Lineage: Eukaryota; Metazoa; Arthropoda; Arachnida; Ixodida; Ixodidae. Gene Ontology annotation, molecular function: GTPase activity; GTP binding. The record is from RefSeq and is a predicted model, not a curated record.
AUGAACUGCAAGAUCGAGGCCUUUCCUCGAAGGUGCCGCAGAGACUUGCCGCCAGUGAUCGUGGUGGGCUGGUCGGGCGCCUUCGAGGAAAACCCCCCACAAUGCCAAAAGUCGUCGAGAACAUGCAACUUGGCUUUGCUGGCUGUCGCACCGCUUUCCGAAGGUGUUGCCAGGUGGCUGACGUGCAGUGGUAGUGUUCCCGGCCGAGAACUACGCGACCAAUAUGAAGUGCUCUGCUUGGGUCUCACGGGUGCAGGCAAGUCUACAGCCCUGGCCACUCUUGUGGGGGAGCCCUGGGAUGCCCUUGAACCUACAACGGGCUUCAACAUCAAGACGCUGCCAGUCAACGACACUGUGCUCAAUAUCAAGGAACUAGGUGGCUCAGUACGUCCGUUCUGGCAGGAGUAUUUCGGGGAUGCACAUGGAGUGCUGUUUGUACUGGAUGCUGCUGCCAGCGAGAGCUCUUUACAGGAGUCUCGUCAGACUUUGGCCGAAGUGCUUCCACAGCUGAAAGGGCGCCCUUGUGUUGUGCUGGCUACUCACGCUGAUCUUUCAGGCUGUGCUACUCAAACACAGGUGGAGCAGCUGCUUGAAGGCCUGAUGCAUGGUCGUAAGUCGGCGGUGUUGUCUUGUUCCCGGGGCCAGCGUCAGGAGGUGCUCAAGGCGCUCGAAAUGCUUACUGGCUACAUGACAGCAUCCAUCAAGUAGCAUCGAGCCACAGAUGCACCUGUAUGAAAUGCUCAAGGGCGGUGCUUGGCCUUACCCCCCACCGUACCGACAAAUGUGCUGCGAACAGAUGUAUUUCUCACCACCCUGACCAUCGUCCUCUGGCACUGUUGUGUUCCCUGUGGCAAAACUCACUGGUAGUUUCCUUUUAUACAACUUAUCCAUCCAGAAAUGACACCUGGGUUCUCCAUACCCGACACAUGGGGUGCCCUUCUGGCUCCAAAGCGACUUGCCUCGUUUUCUUCUGAACAGAACUUCCUGCCAUCAGUGCUGCCAAAGCUUGACAUCUCAUCUGCCUGUCGAAACGUGUGGGUGGUGGCAAGACAUAUGCAACGAGAUUACAGGGUGCACACAGUGAGUCUUUGUAACAAACAGCUCCUUACUUUCGUCUGCUGCCACUUGGGACAGACUGAAGCACGAUGCUGGUACAUGUAAGCACUCACUAGCAAGUGCUUUGGUAGGAUUUACCAAUGUGUCGUUGGGUAGAGACAGGCAGCCAUGCAAGGAAGACAUAGCCUGACCUAAGUGGCUCUGUUGUCAUAGUGACUAUAUUGGGUUUUACCAUGAACGCCUCGUUUGAGCACUAUACCACUCUGCAUAGCGUUCGCCGUUGCACUGAGUGUUAGAUGACGCCAGACGAGUGGUAAUGGGUAGCUGUGCAUUGACAAUGAUGUGUUAGAAGCGAGAUAUUUUUAAAUAUGUUUGUACCAAAUCAAUAGACAGUGCAAGAAAUGUCGCACUGUAACCAUUUCCUCAAAGUGGCCAGUCAAGCAUUGCAACAGAUGCGCCCCCCUCACGAGCUCAACGUGUUCCCACCUUCUGAAGCUGUAUGCUUUUCAAAAAGCCUGGUGGCAUUGUUUCGAGCAAUGAAUAUUGUUUGAGUGGUCUUAAUGUUGUACUCGGUAAUUGCUACGGCAUGCAGUUGUGAUAGUUCCAUUUGAAGGCCCUACAGACAUCGGCAUCAACUACGUGUCACCGUGUGCCCAGGCACAGCUGUAGUGUUUUAUUCCUAGCCAACUUUUGUGAAGAGUGUGCAUGCGAGCACAUCUUACAAGCCAACCCAAAAUGUGUGCUCACGUGUACUGCAUUGCAGCCAUUCGUCUGCUCUUGAAGCAAGCCUGCAGGUUUGGCUUGUAUGCAUUUGACCUGCGGCUCACUGUUUGUUGUCACGCACACUGUUUUGUCAUUGCACAAACCUUUACCUGGCUUGCAUGCCUCCCCUGUGUAUUGUGUUCAUGCUGUGUGGUAAAACAGCACACCAAAGAUUGCAACUGGGCAUACGUGCUACUGCCAUGGGAAAGCAGUGCUAACAGUUUUCUUUUGUGUGUAUAUGUGUAAUGCUUGUAUGUCACAGUUUUGUUUGGUGCUUGAAAUUCGUUUAGCCUUGGUACAACACACUAAGUAUUAUAAAACGCUGAGCUUUUAUCCUGGUUAUUGCUACAAUCCAGAAUACUCUCUAGAGCUCUAAGACAUUGCUGUGAAGAAGCCCUCUAUUGGACUUGUGCUUCUUCAGGCUUAUUUGUUUAUUUGUGAGUGUUGGAGAACUCAAACUAGCACAUGAAAAUGGCUCUGUGCAAUGUUUUCUCAGAAGCUUGUAUUUCUGUUUGCAGGCAACAUCAACUAAAUGUUGGAUAUGUUAAUUGAAAGUGAAAACUUGGCUAGUUGGUAUGGAUUGCACAUCUUGCGAAAGGAGCUACAGUAAAAGCUCGUUAGUUCGAACUCGGUUUAUUCUAACUUUUACAGUUCAUUCAAACUGACGCCCCAGUCCCAGCACAGUCCAGUGUAUAUCUGUGGGGCAAAACUCCCGCGGAUUCGAAGUGUUUAUAUCGACAACAGGUAAUUUAAACUGAGAGACCCUGGUAUUCGUUGCUCCUCGCAUAAGUCGACCCAGAAUGAUCACAAUUUGUUACAAAACCAAACCAGACCUGCUUCAGAUGCGAAAACAAUAAAACAACAGCAUUUCUCCUCCAAGGAAAUUCAGCCGCUGUGCUGGAAUUCGUGUGCAAGCGGAGAACGAUGCUUAUAGAGUCGCUACAAGAGAAAUGCAAUUUACUGAUUACGUUUAAUUUUCAUUGAAUUAACCCUGCCAUGUAUUAAUACAGUAAAAUAUUGUUAAUUAGAACUCGAUUAUUUUGUAAUCUAACUUAAUUUGAAGUAUUUUUGUGUUCCCAUAUUUUACAAUCUAAGUUUGAGCGGAUAAUUUGAAGCGGUGGUCAGCACAUGUACGGUUAAUUCGAAAACUUUGGGUGCAGUGUGCCAAUUCUCAAUUCUGAUUUCGCCGCGAAUCCGCGGAAAGGACGGUCCUUAAGAACCACUAGGCAAUGUGCUUUAGCGAUAAUAAUUAGUGAUAGCUGAAGCACCCCUGCCUUGCCACUUCCAGCGCGAAAAAAAAAAGAAAAAGAAAAGCGGUCUCAUGAUCAAUUAAAAUAAACGCCUGUGAAAAACAAGGCAUGCUUCACUGCAAUACACCAGUGACAUGUGGGCAGUGUGUUGCAUGAUUUCUCGCAACGUCAUCGCGUCACAGCUUAUUCAUUCUUUCUGGAAAUUUUCGCACCUGAAAGGGGGGGGAAGAUCUUUCUGCUAAUUAAAUGAAGUUUGUUUCAUCAUCAUCAUUCUGGAAAUUAAAGAAAUUAAUAAAGGUCAGUCUGGAGAAAUCCAUAAUGUAUGCGUACCUGCGAGUGCCGGUUGCUCCAGCAAUUUGCGCACUUGCACUGUUGACAGAGCUCUUGCCUGUAACGCCUACUUCGAAAACUCGGGCUGAAAGCUUCAAUAGUGAUGUUUUUCAGCCAAACAAAACAUCGCGAAUUUCGUCACACUGUCCGUAUAAAAAUUAUUUUACGAAAAACAAUGGGCGAAUGGUUGCAUUAUGACGUGCUGACGCUUCGAGAAGCAGGCGACAUGCUUCCUGCAGGUCACUACUCUAUUGCAGUGAAAAUGUCUUGUUUUUCGCGGGUCAAAAUAUUUUAGUUGAUCACAUUUUUUUUUCUUGGUGGCGGGGGUUAGGCUCGGAAUUCCCCCUUGUUUGCGGCAAAAUUGUGUUUCCAGGUAUUGCUGGAAAACACAACCCUUGCAGCCACAAACUAGCCGGCACAGCAAACGACCAGCCCUGAUUAAUUUGAAUAAUUGUAAGUUUCUAGCAUAUCAUUUUGUAUGUUCUGUUAAUUGGAAAACCCACUUGAAUAGAGAAUUUCUCAUGGUCCCAGUGACUUCAAAUUAACGAGGUUUUACUGUAAAUGUGUUUUGAAGCAUAAAUAUCGCCAUAUACUUCAACAAUAUGGCUCAGUGCUCACAUGAAUGCAUAUCCGCACUCAUUUCUGGUUAAUCAUCGACUGGUCAAUCGAUUCUGUUUAAUGUUAGAGCUACAUACACUCAAUUUUACGAAAUCAGCUGCGAGAAACAUGUAGUGGCACAUAACUUACGAUAAAGGUUGUGUAAUGUAAUGCUAAUUUGGUUGUCAUGAUUACAUGAAUAAUUUUAUUGCUAGCAUGUAUAAAUAUUGUAUAGUAUUUCUUGUAACUAUUGUGAUAUUGCAUUAGUACAGGCAUUGUAUAAAUUCUGCAGAAACUCUUACGCUCACGCUGUAUGCCAUCUAAAACAUGGACUCGAGGCUUCUCAAGUGGAUAGAUCCACUUUUUCUCGAGCUCUCUCGUGUUCCACAUUACGCAAACUUGUGGGCGAAAUCAUGUUUGUUUGAUUUGAAUGAGUCAGAAGUGACUUCUUUGGGAUCUGCCCAGGCAGCGUGGCGUGAUUUUUGUUCAUUCUAGCACCCACCUGUUAAUUCAGACACUUAAUUGAAACAAUUGUAUACUCCUCUCUGAGUUCGAAUUAACGAACUUUUACUGUACAUGUCACAGAGUGGAGUGUUGCAAUAUGUCACUGCAAGAUCCCUUGUUGGCUUCCUAUUUUUCUUGAGUGAAGAUGGUAUAUUAAAGGACUGAAAUAAUAAUGUGCAGA